UAAUAUUUCUUUAAGUUACCUUUUCUUUUCUUUUUUUUUUUUGGUAUUCUCAAAUAUAAAAGUUAGGUUUCUAAUUCUAUUGUCUUCAUCUUCAUCCCAAUCCGUAUCCCUUUCCUUCUCUUUUUCUUCGAAUCGAUCAGAGCAUCCCAGCCCGAGAUCGCUUCAAUCGAUGUCGUCCGGCAGAAAGAUUACGUUGAAAAGCUCCGAUGGUGAAACCUUCGAGGUCGAUGAGGCGGUGGCCUUGGAGUCGCAGACCAUCAAGCACAUGAUCGAGGACGAUUGCGCUGACAAUGGUAUUCCCCUUCCCAACGUCACCAGCAAGAUCUUGUCUAAGGUCAUCGAGUACUGCAAAAAACAUGUCGAGGCUCCUAAGGUCGACGACCGCGCCUCUUCCGUCGACGAUGAACUCAAGUCUUGGGACACAGACUUCGUCAAGGUUGACCAGGCCACUCUUUUCGAUCUCAUCUUGGCUGCAAACUAUUUGAACAUCAAGAGCUUGCUGGACCUGACUUGCCAGACGGUGGCGGACAUGAUCAAGGGCAAAACUCCUGAGGAGAUUCGCAAGACCUUCAACAUCAAGAAUGACUUUACACCAGAAGAAGAGGAGGAAGUUCGCAGGGAAAACCAAUGGGCAUUUGAGUAAAACUUGUUUACAACAAAUGAACUACUUUGUUUCUGUGCUCAAGUAUUUCUUUUCCUUUUCUCUUUUGGCCUUAAUUGGAUUUCGAGGUUACUGAAUGUUAUUGCAAUCCAACAUGGGGAAAGCCUCCUAGUCCAUAAAACUUUGUAAUUUAAUGCUCCUACAAAUCUUCUCAAUCUCUCCUUUAGAUACUGUGAUGUUUAUCUGGAUCUCUUCAAGUAUAUGAAUGUUAUAAAAUGUUGUUCUUUAUCCA
Cannabis sativa is the source of this 893-nucleotide messenger RNA. Its product is annotated as SKP1-like protein 1B. Gene Ontology annotation, cellular component: nucleus; cytoplasm. Gene Ontology annotation, biological process: SCF-dependent proteasomal ubiquitin-dependent protein catabolic process. NCBI's taxonomy places the organism in Eukaryota, Viridiplantae, Streptophyta, Magnoliopsida, Rosales, Cannabaceae. The transcript is spliced from 2 exons. Bases 170 to 643 code for a protein of 157 amino acids. Gene Ontology annotation, molecular function: cullin family protein binding. The record is from RefSeq and is a predicted model, not a curated record.